AUGCAUCUGGCACUCGAGACAUUCUUCAUGCUGCUCUUCGUGCUGCUGUUCCUGCUGGGCAUUGGGGCCAACGGCUUCAUCAUACUGGCCCUGGGUGGUGAGUGGCGGCGGCAAGGCCGGCUGCUGCCCCCCCCAGGCCUGGUGCUGCUCACACUGGGCGUGGCGCGCCUCUGCCUGCAGUGGGUGGGCCUGGUCAGCAACUUCUACUACGCCAGGGAUCUGGUGUAGUACUCGCGUGGGCUAGCACGCCAGCUCUUUGGCCUGCACUGGGACUUCCUCAACACAGCCACCUUCUGGCUAGGUGCCUGGCUCAGCAUGCUCUUCUGCACCAAGAUUGCCAGCCUCAGCCACCCUGCCUUCCUCUGGCUCAAGUGGAGGCUACCGGCCUUAGUACCCUGGCUGCUUCUCGGCUCCCUGGCCGUGUCCACUGUGGCCACCCUACUGUUCUUCUGGGGAAACAUCCUCAUGUACCAGGGAUUCUUGACCAGAGACUUCCUGGGGAACAAGACCUACAAGGAGUGCAGCCACAGGCUGGAGAUCCACUAUUUUCUGCCCCUGAAGCUGGUCACGCUGUCAGUGCCCUACUCGCUGUUUCUGGCCUCCAUGGCGCUGCGGAUCGGCUCCCCAUGCGGACAUGCACACAGGAUGCAGCCCCACGAGCCCGACCUGCAGGAACGGCACUUCCAGGCACACCCGCGAGUGCUCAAGUUCCUCGUCUCCUUCCUUGCCCUCUAUGUAGUGUCCUUUGUGUCCCUCAUUGUCGAAGGUGGGCUUCAGAGGGACUGGUACUGGCCAUGGCAGAUCUGCAUCUACCUGUGCACCUCGAUCCACCCGUUUAUCCUCAUCCUCGGCGACCUCAAGCUCCGAGGGGUGUGUAGGCAGCUGCUGCUGCUGGCCAGGGGCUUCCAGGUGGCCUAGGGCACGGGCUCCUUAUCCAGAGCCCCAGGGAACUAGUGAGGAUGCAGGACCACUGCCCACACUAUGGAAAUAUUCCCAUGGACAGAGGGAGCUCCGGGAUG
Messenger RNA from Trichechus manatus latirostris (Florida manatee), 1019 nucleotides. It is a transcript of the gene TAS2R41, whose product is annotated as taste 2 receptor member 41. Lineage: Eukaryota; Metazoa; Chordata; Mammalia; Sirenia; Trichechidae. Gene Ontology annotation, cellular component: membrane. The record is from RefSeq and is a predicted model, not a curated record. Gene Ontology annotation, molecular function: G protein-coupled receptor activity; bitter taste receptor activity. Gene Ontology annotation, biological process: G protein-coupled receptor signaling pathway; detection of chemical stimulus involved in sensory perception of bitter taste; sensory perception of taste.